Phytophthora nicotianae INRA-310 is the source of this 4929-nucleotide messenger RNA. RefSeq lists its product as hypothetical. The transcript has 18 exons. The coding region runs from base 1 to 4929 and encodes 1642 amino acids. Lineage: Eukaryota; Oomycota; Peronosporomycetes; Peronosporales; Peronosporaceae. The record is from RefSeq and is a predicted model, not a curated record. Gene Ontology annotation, cellular component: zeta DNA polymerase complex; nucleus. Gene Ontology annotation, molecular function: DNA-directed DNA polymerase activity; DNA binding; nucleotide binding. Gene Ontology annotation, biological process: double-strand break repair via homologous recombination; error-prone translesion synthesis.
AUGGACGACGAGGAUGUCGAGGAACUCCGGGUGGAGGCGGUGGUGGUGGAUUACUACAUGAAUAGCCCGUUGCCUGUCAAUGCCAUCAAGAAGAUCCCCACAUCUCCUUGCUAUUUGCGCGCUCGCGAGGUUCCAGUUGUCCGUAUCUUUGGCGCUACGCCUGCCGGACAAAAGGCUCUCAUUCACGUGCACGGCAUAUUUCCAUAUUUCUACUUUCGCGCGGAGGACGACCCGGAUUUCGAGGACCCAGAGCGUUUGCGGACACUGCUUCCUCGACUGGCCAAGGAUAUCGAGGCUGCUAACGCUUCCAAACAGCAACAAAGGCAGCAAAACAAUGGAAACGCAACAACAAGGUUCAAAUCCAGUAGAAUUAUUGCCAAGAUGCUCAUAGUGCAAGGAACGCCGUUUUACGGGUACCAUCCGAGGCCAAAGCUGUUCGUGCAGAUCUUUUUGUACAAUCCACGAGUGGUGACAUCGGUUGUACAGUUGCUGGAAAGUGGAGGAAUUGCUGAACGACGAUUUCAACCGUAUGAGGCACACAUCCCGUUCCUGCUUCAGGUAUUUGCGGAUUACAAUAUUGAAGGAAUGAACUACGUGGCAUUCGGCAACGUCAAGUUCCGAUUUCCCCUUCCAGUGACGCAGGGCCAUUUAGCAGAAGUCCAAGAGUCGGACGGAUACCACGCUGUCUUGCUCCCCACCACCCUAACAGAAAAGAUCAAUGGUUUGGACAAUAGUGCAUUUGCCGUAAGAGGACGAUAUGCACCGGUACCUCAAACUCCGAAACGAUGGUAUGAUCGACAAUCCAGUUGUGCACUAGAGGCUGAUGUUGCAGCUGCAUGCAUCUUGAACCCCAAGCAAUUUGAAUCGCAGCAGAAAGCAGCUGAGGACGCAGGAGAGCUACGUAAUGUGCCGUCGCUGGCAGCUAUUUGGGAGGAAGAACGGCAACGACGUAUCCAGAACGGAGAGACGGCAACACCGACGAUGUCACUGAGCCUCCAACGCAACCCUGCUACACCCAGAGAUUCUUCAAUGAGUGCCUCACCGGCGGCAUCAGCAUCAUCCCUGCUAUCGCAAUCAUUUUUUCAAAAGAAGAUGAGAGAUUCGGUAGACGCGGUGAUGAAGAAAUUUGAGAAGCAAGAAGAAGAUCAGCAAAUCAAACGUGGUGAUGAUGAUCCACUGUCUGCAGGUGACGUGAUGUCAUGCGGGAAUUCAUUUGCUGUCGAGAGCGAAUUUUCUUACAGUCAAGCGGAGCAUGAGAGCGAUUUCGAGCGUGAUUCAGAGCAAAAGACAGCUGACGAGGAUGAAGCAAUUGUAAAUAUUCUUCUGGAGAUGCAACGAGAGGGCGAACCGGUCCACAUAGAGGAUGAAUGGUACGUAAAACACGAGCGCGAUGGGUACAACACACCCGAUGAUAACGAUGAUGACGACGGUAUCGGCAAAUGGGACAAUAGAAAUGACGAAAUUGGCGACAUCUUGGCUUCACAGCGUCUCGUUGAGGAACACAACACGAGUCAAGAAACGGGUACACCGCAAGUCAAUGGUUGGUGGGAUAUUGCGGGGCGCGAAGCUCGUCCAAUUGCAAGUCCACUUAGCGAGCUUGGAAGUCCUCGUGUGGUUCUUCGUACUCCAAAGAAGAUAUCAAAGAAGUCAUCUUCUAGUGCUGCUAGGUCUAUUCGGUUUGGGGCCACUCCGGAGGAUUUACCCUUGGUUGGUGAUAUUGAAGAUCUAUUACCACCGAGACCACAUGAACCGAUACCUUUAACUCCACUGGAAGAGGAAUCCGAUCCAGUGGAUCGUCUCCAACUCUCACUAACGCCACAUCCGCAGCCACUCCGAGUAAAUCCAAAGGCUUCACCAGCGAGAGCAGUAGCAGGCAACAAUCGCUUAUGGGUCUUUAGCCCCGAUCCCCCUACUUUCGCCCAGAUCCUAGAAUCGUCACACACUCUCGGAGUGGAUCCACUGCAGUAUCAACCUGCUUUCUACAGCAACGCAGUCGAUAUACCCAGCAAGGCUAUGGUUUUUGGUGGGAAGAAGUUCGACUUUACACCGCAAAAUACAAGCAACCUACCCGUUUUUGAUACCGCCGCGACACGUCAGCUUUUAGUCCCGCUUUGCAGCGGUGGAAGCAAUGACAAAAUGAGCAAUGCUCCGUGGUGCAAGCUCUCUUGUUUGAAGACACCCAAUGCCCCUUAUGAAAGGGGUGAAAAGGUUCGCCGUUUACGGAUGCCAGCACGAUUACCGCCAGACGCUUCCGUUGUCAAGGCUUGGGUCAGUGAUGCCGGAAAUCGUCAAACUCCAGCCAAGGUACGACGUAAGCGUGCUCGACCGUCACUGACGUCAACGAUAUCGCCCUCGAACAAGCUGACCUUGUCGACUAUCUUGUCGAACAUAACAAUUCUAUCCGUUGAAAUAUUUGUUGGGUCGCGUGGCACUAUGUUGCCAAACCCUCUCCACGACCCGGUCAACGUGAUAUGCUAUGCGGUUGAGGCCCAAGAGGGGCCAACUGAAUUCAAGACAAAGGAACGCGGUUUUAUCAUGUUAAAACCGGACGAUUUGGAGCAAGCAACACUCGAGAGCGUGGGUUUAUGCGUGGACAGCAGCGAGAUAGCAGUGUCAAUUGUUUUAGACGAGCGUGAACUAUUGCACUCGCUGGAGGAUCUAGUAAGGCGGUGGGAUCCCGACUUCUUGACAGGGUUUGAAGUUCAAAAGGCCUCUAUCGGAUAUCUCGUCGAUCGAGCUUCCCAAUUGGAUAUUAACCUUAUCCAGUCGCUUUCUCGCCUUCCGUCAUCCCCGAUAGAUCCUCGAAAUACAACCACAGCACCAGAUCAAGAGGGUGACAGUCAAAAGGAAGCGUCUAUCGGUACAACAUGGGGAGUGAACAAGGCAGCUGGCCUAUGGCUUCACGGAAGGUAUAUACUGAACCUCUGGCGAAUGACUAGAUCUGAGCUUAAGUUGUCGCGCUACGCUCUCGAAGAUGUUGUGUGGGCUGUUCUAAAACGAACUUACCCAGUAUACUCCGCUGAAAAAUUGACGACAUGGUUCCAGGAAGGUGGCCAAAUGCGCUGGAAGGUGAUCCGAUAUUAUUUGGAACGAGCCACGCUUAAUCUCCAAAUCCUAUCAAAAAUGCAGCUGAUCACAAGAACCAGCGAGAUGGCACGUUUGUUUGGAAUCGACUUCUACUCCGUAUUGUCUCGGGGUUCACAGUACCGAGUGGAGGCUGUCAUGUUGCGUGUGACGAAGCGAAAGAAUUUUCUGUUGGUAUCACCGAGCAGAAACCAAGUGGCUGGCCAAGCCCCGAUGGAGUGCAUCCCACUAGUAAUGGAGCCUUAUUCAAGCUUCUAUCCAGACCCCGUCGUGGUUCUUGAUUUCCAGUCUCUCUAUCCUUCACUUGUGAUAGGGUAUAAUUUGUGCUACUCCAGCAUACUGGGUCGGUUGAAGGACGGCUUGAAUCCCGAGUUGGAGACGUCACUUGGGGUCGUCGAUUAUACUCCCAGCGCUGCCGGACUGUUGCGGUGCAGAGAUGAUAUCAUAAUUGCGCCGAACGGCACGUUGUUUUGUCCCAAGAGUUAUCGUCACGGGGUACUUCCACUUAUCCUGGACGAAAUUUUGUCAACUCGGGUUAUGGUGAAGAAGGUGAUGAAAUCGGCAAAGGAGUCAUCUCAGGAACGAUUGGAAAAGGUUCUGAAUGCUCGCCAAUUAGCGCUGAAAAUGAUUUCGAAUGUAACGUAUGGGUACACAGCGGCUGGGUUCUCAGGACGCAUGCCAUGCGCUCAACUGGCCGAUGCCAUUGUUCAGACUGGUAGAUGCACGCUUGAAGCUGCUGUUCGGUUGAUAGAAGGAAGGUCAGACUGGAACGCCAGGGUUGUUUACGGUGACACAGAUAGCGUUUUUGUGCUGCUCAAGGGAAGAUCUAAACAGGACGCGUUCCGAAUUGGCCAAGAAAUUGCUGCCGCCGUUACCGCUUCGAAUCCAAGGCCGGUAACGCUGAAGUUGGAGAAGGUAUACAUGGGCUGCGUUCUUGUGUCUAAGAAGCGUUAUGUGGGCAACAAGUUUGAGUCUCCGACGCAAGAGAUUGGCGUCAUCGAAUCAAAAGGACUUGAAACUGUUCGGCGCGAUUCCUGCGGUGUGGUCCAGCAUGCAAUGCAGGCUUCACUUGAAACGCUGUUUGCAUCCAGCGACUUAUCCAAGGUGAAGGCAGGAAUGGAGAAAUACUGGAUCCAAAUCUUGGAGAACCGUGUCCCACUGAAAGAGUUUAUCUUCGCGAAAGAAGUUCGAUUGGGAACGUACAGCAACGGAAGCGCUCCUCCUGCCGCACUUGUCAGCGUAAAAGCCAUGGGGAAGGAUCCACGAGCAGAACCUCGCUAUGCAGAACGGGUGCCUUAUGUUGUGAUAAACGGACCUCCCGGCGCGCGUCUGAUGGACUUAGUUGUGUCACCCGACGAAUACUUCGACAAGCGGAAACGAUACAGCAUCAACUACCACUACUACAUCAACAAACAGAUCAUCCCGAGUCUGGAACGGCUUUUCCUGCUGACGGGGGCCAACAUCCGGUUGUGGUACGCAGCGUUGCCUCGAUCGUCGGUGAAAGCUCGUCAACAUGUACUGGACACCGCUACGUCUACACGUCCAUUAGGUCGCGGCUUUCGAUCCAUCGACUCGUUCUAUCUGAGCAAGCACUGCCGACUCUGUGGGUCUAUUGGUAACGACACGCUAUGUCAGGAGUGCACUGCCAACCAACAACGAAGCCUGUUAGCGAUUCACACUGCGUCCACGAGGCAUGAAAAGGCGGUGACGGCUCUGAAAGUUGCUUGUACAGCGUGUGCAGACCGAGGCGCGUUCAUGAACUGCCACAAUGUUACCUGUCGCGUGUGGAACCACAUCAAACUAUUUGAAGUUGAUAAGGCCACGCUGACAUACCAAGAGCGAUAA